This is a messenger RNA of Microtus ochrogaster (prairie vole), 2082 nucleotides long. RefSeq lists its product as uncharacterized. The coding region runs from base 172 to 1530 and encodes 452 amino acids. The transcript is spliced from 2 exons. The record is from RefSeq and is a predicted model, not a curated record. NCBI's taxonomy places the organism in Eukaryota, Metazoa, Chordata, Mammalia, Rodentia, Cricetidae.
CCUAGUGCGCACGCGCAGUUCUCUGGGCGGCCUCUUGCUUCAUCUCUCGCAGGGCAAGGCACCGCCUAACGUCCGGCUCCACCCCUUGAGUUGCCAUGGAGACCCAGCGGCCAAAGCCCGCCCGGGACAGCGCCCUGGGCCUGGUGGCCUCUUGCGGGCUUUGCCUGGGAGAUGUUGCGCCUCACAGAGCUUUCCGGGAAGAGCGCGGACUCGGCGGAGAUGCGGUCCGGGGCCCUGGGCCACUGCAGGCACUUCUUUUGGCUGGGCGUCGCCUUCGACACGGUGGGUGUGGCAGUGCUGUUCACUGGCGUCUUCGCCAACCUGUUUUUCUACGACAUGCUGCUCUAUCUGGGUUCCAUCAUCAUCUUCGUCAGUCUCUUGUGGUGGAUCUUCUGGUACACCGGCAACAUCGAGGCGCUCCCGGAAGACCCCUUGAGGAGGACUUCGCCUCGCGCGGGAGAGGUCGGUAUGCACCGCAGCGGCAGCCGUCGCUUCUCACUGACCAUCAGGAGCGUCUCCAACACCUUCCGGCGGAUCCGCCGGCGGCGGCGGCGGCGGCUCCUCCCGAGGGUCCUCCAGAUGAUGAGUAGCCUCAGCUCGACCGACCUGGGCCAGCUGGAAGGGAACAGCGAUGCCGGGACCGAAGGUGGCAGAACUUCGUUCCAUCCGGCGAAGCCUGUGUCCAUUCUAAACAAGCUACAGCUUUGCCCAAUCCAGGCCUCUAAGAGCCUGCCUUUGGUCCCUUUGCAACAUCCUCUCACCAUUUGUACUUCUAGGAGUCAGCCUGUCUUUUCGGUGACCUCGCAGUGCUACCCUCUGGUGUCUGGAGCUUCUGGCAGCUACUCCCAGAUGGCUUUGUCCUCUGACAGUCAGGUGCCUGAGGACCUUGACCCUCAGGGGCGAUCUAAGAUCAGUGUGGCCUCUCGGAUCUACCCUGUGCAACGGGUAGACAGUCAGAGCCACCUCCUGGUGCCCGUGCCCUCUGAAAGUUCCCCUGUGGUACCCUUGACCUCUCAGAGCCAAGUGCAAAACUCUGUGUCCUCAGGCAGCUAUAUGACUGUGGACCUUGACCCUCAGGGGCGAUCUAAGAUCAGUGUGGCCUCUCGGAUCUACCCUCACCUCCUGGUGCCCGUGCCCUCUGAAAGUUCCCCUGUGGUACCAGUGACCUCUCAGAGCCAAAACCUGGGCUCUGUAGCCAAAGAAGGCCAGCUCCAGAAUCUUCCUUCUGCCUCUCAAACUCAGCCUGAGACCGGUAAAGCUUCUGAGAGCCAUACUUUGGGCAUGGAGGUUCCUGUGGUACCACUUGGGUUUGCUCAGAUUUCUCAAAGUCGUUCUUCACAUGUCCAGGAGGUUCCUAAGAACUCAAGUGCUAAAGCUGCUGAGACUCUCCCAGCAAUCAGCCAGAAACUAGCUGAGGAACAACUUGACCCUUCAUUGUUUGUCUCUGAGGUCACACAUUCAGACAGGCAUUGUGACCCUACUGGCAACCUUCCAGCCACCAGUGGAGUGAGAAAAAGUCACCCUUUCUAAUAGGAAGCAGACCCCAGCCAUCUGAAUGUCUAUUAAGGCCUUUGCCAAGUAAGUGCCUUGGAGGAAAACUUACCUACGUUACCCUUUUUAUUGCCACUGUCCUGGUAGCUUCUCAACUCUUGUAAUUAGAAAAAAGUGGCCUUGGACUUCAGAGAUAAGUCACUUUGAGAGUUGGUAGGCUUUUAAAACUAGUUCUCAGGUUUUGACUACUUUAUCGGACAAUAAAAUGUUGUUUUGUUUAAGGUUAGAGGAAAGGCCAGAGGUGUGUAGUUGUUUAGGAAGUCCUGAAGAGGGAGGUGGAGAACUGGACCCUGCAAGACUGCUCCUGGAAGAAGACAACUUCAGUUUGCACAGGGACAUGGCAUUAACUGACACUGAAUCUUAGGAAGAGAGUUAAUCUUUUUCAAUAUAUUUGGUUUUUGCCAAAGAGGCUAUAUUUUGUUGGGAGACAAUGCUCUUUAAUACUCCUCUAAAGCUUCAGUAGGCUAAAACUAAACUCAGCUAGAAUUUAAUAAUCUUUGCAAAGAUUACAAAGAUUAAAAACCCUAUCUC